This is a messenger RNA of Pistacia vera, 1950 nucleotides long. Its product is annotated as probable polyol transporter 4. Gene Ontology annotation, biological process: transmembrane transport. Lineage: Eukaryota; Viridiplantae; Streptophyta; Magnoliopsida; Sapindales; Anacardiaceae. Gene Ontology annotation, cellular component: membrane. The transcript is spliced from 2 exons. The record is from RefSeq and is a predicted model, not a curated record. Gene Ontology annotation, molecular function: carbohydrate transmembrane transporter activity; myo-inositol:proton symporter activity. The coding region runs from base 132 to 1628 and encodes 498 amino acids.
UCUGAUCAAUCACAAAGAGAGAGUGAAGGACAGAGACAGAUAACUCUGAACUUCUAAACAUUAAAUACAGUGAGCAUUUUAAGCACAACAAGAAAUGAAGCUGCAAGAGAAUUGGUAUCCAGUACUUCAGAAUGGAUAGUAAUGGAAAUGAUCAACAACAAGAGGGAGCUUUUAUUAAGAAUGUUAGCAAAAAGAAAUAUGUUAUUGCCUGUGCUAUCUUUGCUUCUCUAAAUUCUGUCCUCCUCGGCUAUGCGUCUCCUAAUCACUCUGCAGAUGUGGGUGUAAUGUCUGGAGCAAUUAUAUUUAUGAAGGAAGAUCUAAAGAUGAGUGAGGUGCAACAAGAAGUUCUUGUUGGAAUUUUGAGUAUAAUUUCACUUUUGGGUAGUUUAGCCGGGGGCAAAACAUCAGAUGUCCUUGGUAGGAAAUGGACAAUAGCCCUUGCAGCCAUUGUCUUUCAGUCAGGUGCAGCUAUAAUGGCUCUUGCCCCUUCUUUUACAGUACUAAUGAUAGGCAGGGUCUUGGCUGGUGUGGGGAUAGGAUUUGGGGUGAUGAUCGCGCCUGUAUACAUAGCUGAGAUCUCACCCUCCGUUGCUAGAGGAUCACUCACCUCCUUUCCUGAGAUCUUUAUAAAUUUUGGAAUUUUACUCGGAUAUAUCUCGAAUUUUGCUUUUUCUGGACUACCAGUACAUAUAAACUGGAGGAUCAUGCUUGGUGCGGGGAUCCUUCCUUCAAUCUUUAUGGGAUGUGCCCUGUUUGUGAUCCCUGAAUCCCCAAGGUGGUUGGUGAUGCAGCAAAGGGUUGAUGAAGCAAGAGUAGUGCUUUCAAAGACAAAUGAAAGCGAAAGAGAAGUGGAGGAGAGAUUGGCUGAAAUACAAGAAGCUGCUGGGAUUGCUAACGCAAAGAAUUACGAAGGGAAGGCUGUGUGGCGGGAAAUGAUAAAUUCUACUCCUGCAGUUAAAAGAAUGUUGAUUACAGGUUGUGGAAUCCAAUGCUUCCAACAGAUUACAGGUAUUGAUGCAACUGUGUAUUACAGCCCCACUAUCUUUAAAAAUGCUGGGAUUAAGACCGAUUCUGAGCUUCUUGCUGCAACUGUUGCUGUUGGGUUUACCAAAACUAUGUUCAUCUUGUUAGCUAUAAUUCUUAUUGACAAAGUGGGUAGAAAACCUUUGCUUUAUGUAAGCACAAUUGGAAUGACAAUUUGCUUACUUGGCCUAAGCCUCACUCUAACAUUUAUGGGGAAUGGACAGCUUGGGAUUGGAUUGGCAAUUCUAUCAGUUUGUGGCAAUGUAGCUUUCUUCUCUAUAGGAAUUGGUCCCAUUUGUUGGGUUUUAUCAUCUGAAGUUUUCCCUCUAAGGCUACGAGCACAAGCUUCUGCUCUGGGGGCAGUGGGGAGUAGGGUCAGUAGUGGAGUAAUUGCAAUGACCUUCCUUUCUGUGUCUCAUGCAAUUACAGUGGGUGGAACAUUCUGUGUCUUUGCUCUGAUUUCAGCUCUGUCUGUUGCUUUUGUCUAUGAAUGUGUCCCAGAAACGAAAUGGAAAUCUUUGGAGCAAAUUGAAAUGCUCUUUCAAAAUGAGGGAAACCGGCAUGGGGAGGUGCAAGUAGGUGUGGAGCAACCAGUGCUGAGAUAAAACUGAGCGGGCCUCUAAUUAUGAAACUUAAAACUGGUCCUCAGUGGGAAUCAUUUGCAUCUACUGGAAAGCAUCGAGAAAUCGCAUAAUAAACUGGUAUAGUCCUACAACUCCAGAACCACGAAAAUAAAAUCUUGUUAUCAGGAAUUUCAUUUGUUCUUGUUGGAAAUGUGAUUGAAAGUCAUUUGCUUCCUCAUUAUGAAUCUUUUACUGUUGAAGCCAAUUACUGGAGAGUGCGAUUGACAUCUUCCCUUUCCAUGUCUGUAUCUUAAACAUAUCCAGGUGACUGUUAAGAACAGCACAUAUAUGUACAAAAUUAAAC